GGUGUUCAUGCCGAAGCAAGAUGGAAGUUAACAAUAACGUGUAUGAUUUUCAAAAUGUUGUUUAAUAAUUCAAACAAUUUUGUGCGUCUGUUUCUGACUCUUUUUUCUCUUUUCUUAUUGGUGCAGGAUUUCUCUAUCCAAUGAAAUCCAGCCGAAUCCACAUUCUUGCGUGGCGGGAUUACGAGUUAUAGCGAACAGUUCCUUCUUUAAAAGUUUAAAAGUUGGUGCAUCUCAGCUGGUCUGCGCUCUUGAGCUCGAGCUUCUCACACGGCGAACGCUGUUUUGCUCUGUCCUGCUCGGUUCCGCAAAUUCGACAUGGAAGGUGACUUUUCAUCGUCCCAGGGCAUCGCGCAGCUCCUGAACAACUACUUCGGGUUCAAGCUACUGCGGCAGGACGUUGACACACCACCCAAGGACCUUCUCGUAAACGUCACUUUAGCAGUUUGCAGGGACUUGGGCUUGAAUGAUAAUGGCAUUGAACAGCCGGCUUUCAUGCACAACAUUUCAGCCGACAUUGACAUCAUACUGCCUACACUUCCAUUCACCCAUACUCUGAAGCUGAUGAAGGAGGUCUUUGCGCGUCUGGGAGUGCCCGACAUUGGUUCCGCGGACCUUGUGGAUCCUUCGCCGAAGCGCACGAGGAGACUUAUCAAAGUGCUGCUUGAAAAUUGGGUGAAACAACGGUCCCUCAUGCAAAAGUACGACGCCAUCCAUCAGGCAUACGCAAAGGCAAUAGAUGAUAGGGAAGUACAAAAAAUGGAACUGAAUUCUGUCAAGUCCCAGUUGAACCAACUUUUGCUUCACGCUGGCUGUCAGGAAGAGCAGAGGGCUUUGGUACAUGAAGAGGGGCGGAGCGCAGCACAGCGAAAGGAGGCAGCCGAACGGAGACAGGCAGCGCAGAAAGAUAAUUAUCAAGACCUAAAGCUUCAACUGACAGCAUUAGUUGCAACAGGAGAGCAACUGCAGUGUACAACUGAUCAGCUGAAGGCAGCAAUACAGAAGACAAUUGCUGCGACAGAAUCCGACCCGGGACUCAUCCGAGAACAGCAGCAGGAGGCAACGGAUGCGUUGGCCAGGUGUCGCCAGCAGGCGUCGACCAUAGUGGCGGAAAAAGAGAGGUUCAAACGCCGCCUGGAGGAUGGAAAGCAAGCCGAUCGUGCACGUGCCUCGCUGAAGGAAGGUCUGCAAGAGGGACUACAGGAAUGGGCUGUCACGAAGGAAACUGUCAACGCUUACGAAACAAACAAAACUGGGAGAACUGCCAAGGAGGCAAAGUACCACGCAGCCUGCAAGGCCUGCGAACACUUCAAGGAAGAAAGUGCAGUGACUAAAGAGUGUAUGGAUAGGGAGAGACACAAACUCCUUGCAAAGUUGGAGGCUCAGAAUAAGUGUAACAUCCAAAUGAUGCAGCAGUUGCAGAGCACUCAUCAACAGGAAGGCAGACUGCAGGAGGAGAUUGGGAUGCGUAAGUUGGAGCUGCAGAAGGAGCUGGAAGGCCAGAAGGCAAAGUGCGAGGAGGUCAGAGCCCUCCUGCACAAGAAGGAGGAGGACACCAAGAGGAAGACAGCGCGUAUAAUGUCGGACUUCAAAAAGUAUCACGAUAAAUUUCGUUCCACGUGUAAAGAAGUUCAAGAUGCACUCAAGAAGGGCUGAAACAUCUUCUGGAAUUUUUUUAUCAUAUUUUAAGAUUUAUCCUAGUUCCCUUUUAUCAUUUCCUUCUGUUGUACAGGUUAUAUCAUAAUAAACACAAUUUUUAUCUAA
Molecule: messenger RNA, 1761 nt
Organism: Ornithodoros turicata
Lineage: Eukaryota; Metazoa; Arthropoda; Arachnida; Ixodida; Argasidae
Product: polyamine-modulated factor 1-binding protein 1-like
Exons: 3
Coding region: 316-1653 (445 amino acids)
Cellular component (GO): kinetochore; Ndc80 complex
Source: RefSeq, a predicted model, not a curated record